ACUUAGAUCAAGUUAUGGGGUAAACAACAAGUGCUUAGAUCAAGUUAUGGGAAAAUUUACCACAGUCGUCGUUCUCAAGAAAAACGAAAUGUCAUGAGCCGCGGUUCCGCUGCGAAACUGACUCGCCUCCCUUUGGUCAAAUUAUGCAAGAGACCUCCUCGGAAUUCGAAUUCGUCGACAACUCGUGAAACUGAAACUGUGAAAGUCGGUAUGCGGCUGACCGCAGACGAUGUGGCCCGCGAACUGGGCGCGAUGCACGGUCUCCCGACUUCCGCGAUGUCCUCGCCACAGGGCUCGUCGGGUUCGUCGAUCGAAACUUUUCAGCUCCCGUCGCGGCUGGACGAACGUCACGGCAAACAGCGCGGUGACUUCUCUCAAGCAGAGGCUUCCUGGAACCACGUGGCAGGAAACGCUGCACUAGCACACGUGGACGCAAAGCCGCUUGGAUCGGGUGCGGAAGGAGAGAAAGGUAGUGUGAAACAAGACAGUGCACCAGCGCAUAGAAGAAAUGAAGCAGAUGACAUUUUUUUUCAGUCGGGGCCACACGCCAAAAAUCACCGGCCGGAAUGUCGAGAUGCGGUGUCGCAACGACAUGCGGAGGGAGCAGAAAAUUGUCCGAGCAGCUGCUCCCCUGCUUUUCAAGGGCACAAGAGCGUACUAGAGGAGUAUCAUAUAAACGCAGAUGAUCAGCAGAACGAGAGUUGGAUCCAUAGCAAUACAGCUGGUAGCAUUCUGGGCGGAUUUUCGUCAUGCUCACCAGCUUCGUCUGUCUCUGUACCGUCAGUCACAUCAUCCUUGAUGUCGCCAGCUGCAAAAUCUUCGACGUUGGUGGAAUCCAAGAAAGCAGUGGAGCAAAAUGCAGGCCCAGUAUUAAGAACAGGACAGGGAGAUGCAACUGCAUUAGGACAAGAGUGUGGGUCCCGCACUGCAGCACAAUCAGGGAGCCCUGUGGAACAAAGUUCUGUCAGUCAAGUGGAAAGUAGUGAGUCCACGCGAGAAAAAAGCUGGAAUGCUAAACCAUCUUCUUCCCCGCCAAUGCGUUUGUCUUCAGGAAUAAGUCCUAAGAAUCAAACUAGCGCAGCGCCGGGAUCGGUUUCUUCAGCCAGAACCUCUACCAGUGUGGGCACGUCGCGAGCAAACAAGCAAAAGGAAGAUCCUCUACUUGUUGCCACUACAUCGCUGAUGGGUCAGUCUAGUCAGACCUCACCCUCGGCACCAAAAGCCGUUGUAGAAGUACCAAGAAGAAAAAGUUCUCAGGCGCGCGCUUUAGAUUCCGUAAACAAGAUGAUUCGGCUCCAGCAAGAGCACAUGCUGCAGCAACAAAAUAUUGCUUUAUCGUCAGGCGCCUCAAGAUCAUCUUCUUCAUCCUCUUCUCCUUCUUUAGCAUCGUCUUCGAAGUUGUCUUCAGGAUCGGAAGUGUCUUCAGGUUCACGCAUUGGGUACGAAAAGGAGCACCCGCAAAACUUAUAUCCUGAAGAUGAGGGUGUUGGUGCUACUUCCAGGUCGUGUAUUGUGGGACAGCUAGGUCCGAUUCCGGAAGUAACUGCCGAAGAGUUUCCCAGUUGUUCGUCGUCUGAGGACGGGCCGUCCUGCUCAACGUCUCUUGACCUCCCGAUGGAGCCGUCACCGACGCUCGUAUCAGAAUCCGCUUUAGCCGAUAUACGAGACCGCGAGCUUGCUGAGAUGCGUGCAAGGCAAAGACACGAAGCAAAAAAAUUGCAAGCUUCGUCUCCUGCUCCGAUAGACCUUAUACCAGAGGACUGCGAAAGCAGUUACAUUAUGAUUGUUGUGGAUAUGAUUCACAUAUUAAUGCAUAUAUUGUUGAUAACGCGAAGUACAAUCGUGCUGGUGACACUAACACUAAUUCAAGAAGUUGUUUUCUAGAAAUAGCGCAGUAGUACUGUUAACGCUAAGCACAGUCGUUCUUUUUUUCGCAUACUCAUUUGCUCGUUGCUUGCGUCCAUUUCCCAUCUAACUCAAAAUCAAAUGGUACUGGUGCCUCUUCAUCGAGUGCUAGGCCCUCACCAUCGUACGAAUACCAGCACGAUGCACUGAGCCUUGGCGCCGGUGAAGAAGGCAAAGCAGCUCGUAGCUUUGACACUGACCAACAUUCUGGAGAGAACAGUGCUUGUCUAAGAGUAGAGUACCACCAUCAUCUUCAAGAUGUCAAUGACAAUGUGUAUGGUCGCGGUGGUCCACGACCAUAUUAUUAUGACAGCGGAGUUGGACGUGGAGUCGGAGAUCAUGCGGAACAAAACGGAAACGGGCAGCAGCGUGCGUUCGAGCCGCCUGAUCGAUCAUGGCAUCACAAUCAGCCCACCAGAGCGCGUUUUUCUCCAGCUGACUCUUCUCAGGUUCCUUGGACGAAAGGUCCACUGGAUCAUGUGCAGAGGAAGUAUCCCAGCGACACGGAGCCUACUCCUACGCUUAUUUCAGAUGCAGAAAAGUGGUAUCGUACGGUGCGGGAGCGCGUAGAAACUGACCUCGCGGAUGCACUGCGAUGCAACGGUCGGCUGGUAGAAGAGCUGUCGAGGCGCUCUAAGGAUGUCGAGACCUUGAAAGACUUGGCGGCUCGGACGGAAGCAGCAUGCGAACGCAGAUUGGCGGCUAAGGAGGCAGAUUGUGUGCGAAAAUCGAGAUCCUUCGACACCGUGAUCGCGGACCUGCAACACCGCUUCGACUUGACGAAGCAGGAACUCGAAGAUACGAUGCCACAACUCCCCAGAGCCAUCGAACAUUAAGUACGAGUAUGCAGGAUGAUGUGACGGGUUGUCCAUAAAACUCGAAAUACCUACAACUCCUUCAUCAACCCGUGGUCAUGAUCCUUGAUCUACUAGACCUUGUACUUCUUCUAUCCUCGUCCACCUCUAACAUUAUCCGGGAGGAAGCUAUGAAGCGCGUGUGCCAGACGCAGUGCGAGACGCUUCGUGAUGAGCUGUCUGCAUCAGAAAAGAGGCUGCGGGAAAGCCAUGAAAAUGUAUUCAUUUCCGGUCGUAGUUUGCCUUUCGUCCUUGACUCGUAGUUAUCGUCUCAUUCCGCUUGAUAUUUGAUUUCACCUUCAUGGAUGUGUAAGUUUGUUAAUGGAAGUUGUGCUUGUUGGCGUAUCUAUUCCCCGAGGGUUUUAUUAAAAACAUUAACAUUUUACUUUUAGGCUGACAAACUCAAAGCUGAGAUCGCAUAUUUGCGCGGGCGGAUAAGUGAGAAUCGCGAUAUUUCCAUGAAAACGCUCCAGAGUGUGCAGGACGUGGUCGUUGCGAGUGCGAAACAAGCUCAGACGCAGUACAAAGAAUGGAAAAGUCAGUUAAGUACAUCUACAAUGAAUUUUUAAACAUGGUUACUAAUCUACGGAAAUAGUCGAUGUCGGGGUCGGAAAAUAUAGAUAGUUAAAAAGAUGAAGACAAAGUAAGAGGGAACCCCGGCACUCUGAUUCGUUCGUCUAAGUCAUCAGAAAACUCAGUGGCCUUUGGAUAAGGUGUAUUUCUCGCGUCUCGAAGAUACGCUUCGCAGUGUGGAGCUUCGUUGCACACGGUUGCUGCGAGACACGGAAAAGCGGUUUCAAUUUCUGGCACAGCGUUCCAAGCUAGUCAACACCUGGUCCGACCAUACCGAUAUCAGUGUGAGUGUAGGGUGUGCUGGUACGACUUCUACAGCUGCAGGUGCAGCUAAAGUCGCAGAUGGUGCGCAAGGUGUUGUGGAUCAUCUAGUCGAGGAGACGCCUUUGCUCCAUUCUCAUGUAGAGCGUGCGGAUUUGCGAAUGGGUGCUGAGAACAAAGGGACUUUCGAGACCACGCGGGAGACGGAAAACUACAGUCUUACAACGAUUAUUAAGAGGACGCCUGCUGUGACACCGACUGCAACACGGCCAAGUCGCAGUCCGAGCGUGCGGAACAACUGUCUCAAUCUCUUCUUGGACUUAGACGACUCCAUUCUCAGUGAGCAAGCAGCGCACACUUACCUCGACGGAAUCGUUGCAAACUACAAAGAACGGAACAAGACUUCUGCGAAUACACGACCGACGAGGACCACAACAUCUUCUACAGGCACCGGCAUACCUGUUGAUAAAGGUGGUGGAUCCGGGAUAGGGAGCUCUCGAGGGCAGAAAAUUUCUCAAUUGUCGGAUUCUUCUGUAAAGAGAACAUACGAUCCCAGCAAGUACAUGAACACUUAAAGAAGGUCACAAACUGCGCCGUUGUGAAUCCUCGAUUUCAGUCUCUCGUUGAUCGAAUAAAAACUAUCUGUCUUGGAACUUGAAGGGCGGGAUGCGUCUGCUAAAGAGCAAGG
This is a messenger RNA of Amoebophrya sp. A25, 4281 nucleotides long. NCBI's taxonomy places the organism in Eukaryota, Dinophyceae, Syndiniales, Amoebophryaceae. The record is from the annotation of a GenBank genome assembly.